Molecule: messenger RNA, 480 nt
Organism: Drosophila kikkawai
Lineage: Eukaryota; Metazoa; Arthropoda; Insecta; Diptera; Drosophilidae
Product: hepatoma-derived growth factor-like
Source: RefSeq, a predicted model, not a curated record
AUGAGUCGUAUUCGGGUUCAGCGUCAAAUGUUCAUCCUGGGAGACUUUGUUUUCGCCAAGAUACACGGCUACCGCCACUGGCCCGCCCGCGUCCUGGGCCGCUAUGGCACCGUCUCCAAGCUCAAGUAUAGAGUUUUCUUCUACGGAACUUGCGACACCGCCAUGGUGCCCUCGUCGCAUGUCUUCGAUUUCAUGAAAAAUAAACGGCACCUGGGCGGCCGGCAUGAAAAGCAUACGGUGCGCAACGCCGACUUUCGCAGUGCAAUGGCGGAAAUAUUGAGGGCAAUCGCAAGGCCCGAGAACGACUUUGCAUAUUACCAGGUGCUGGCGCAGGCGAAGGAUGAGGGCAAGACCUGUGUCCCCUACGAAAUGCUACCGCCGGCCACGGAGUCUGAGUCGGAGACGGCCUCCGAAGAAGAGGAUUGCGAAGGAUUUGGAAGAGCAGGACAACGCAGAGCCGAUAUCACGCACCCUAAAUGA